AGUAAGCCCAAAACAUAACAAUUAAUUUAGUAUGUCUCACGAAAGUUAAAUCUAAACAUGUUGAUGUAUGUUUUACAAUAUAGUUUAUAUACAUAUAUCGCAUUAAGUAAUCCGUUGCGUUGCGAUUCCCAUAUACGUUGGCACUGGUUACCAAAUAUCUAUAAUAAGUAUCAUAGCUACACAAACUAUCGAUCAUACAUUACAUUUAAAAAUCAAAACAACUUCACGAGCUCGACUUGCUUGAUUCUGGCUAAUUGACAUAAUCGUGAAAUGUUAUCGCGCAGAGAUAAACUACUGAUCCAACCGUGGGAGGAUCGCAGAUUCAAAGAUCAUCGUUCAAAAGUAAGAUCUGCGUUACCAGCUAUAGAUGAUAGAGCUCCGGCAGCCAGACCACACGUGGCACUCAAAUUAAAGAAGAAUCAACGAGAACUUGACAGAAAGAAUAAGAUACAGAGUGAGAACUUUAGCCUCCUACAGCGAUUGAACGAUAUUAUGAAAGUUAAUAGACUCGAUAACCAUUGGAGGAAACCACUACCCAAUUUUCAGCAAAAGGUGGGUUUAUUCUACGAUGCGGAGUCGCUACAGAGUAAAGUAACGGCGCGUUCUCUGCCCGAACCUUCAGAGGAGAGUUAUACUAACGUCAAAUGUUAUGCGUGCGAGAUGAGGAAAGUAUGUCUGUCUAGGUUUUAUGUAUUGGUGUACAAUAAGGAGCAUUUUCAUCAUUGUAUAUUGUUAUUUAUUUACAGAAACAGUAUGACUACAUGUAUAAGCAGAUCCAUCGAGACUCCUUGCCUUCUAUUUAUUCAAACUAAUAUUAAUAUUGUAACUUGUUUUUUGCAAUAAAACAAUUAUUAUA
Spodoptera litura is the source of this 856-nucleotide messenger RNA. NCBI's taxonomy places the organism in Eukaryota, Metazoa, Arthropoda, Insecta, Lepidoptera, Noctuidae. The record is from RefSeq and is a predicted model, not a curated record.